This is a messenger RNA of Recurvomyces mirabilis, 930 nucleotides long. RefSeq lists its product as uncharacterized. The transcript is spliced from 3 exons. Lineage: Eukaryota; Fungi; Ascomycota; Dothideomycetes; Mycosphaerellales; Teratosphaeriaceae. The record is from RefSeq and is a predicted model, not a curated record. The coding region runs from base 1 to 930 and encodes 309 amino acids.
AUGUCUGUCGCACGCGCCAGGGCCUUGAAAGGCCUUCAAUCAACGUUCCGAUCCACUACUACACGCGCUACUUCGAGAAUCUCCGCGCCAGCCCGAACGCAGCUGUCCGUCGGCAGGAGAUAUGCUAGCGGUGGUGGUGGCCACGGUCAUGGUGAGCCUACUUCAGAUAUCCCAUGGAUGAUCGGUGGGACGGCCGUCACUGUGCCGGCGUGCUGGUACCUCUGGCCUACUGCCCACGCCGACUUUGGCCAUCACGGUCACGACGAGCACGCAGAGGAGGCUCAUGAAGAGGAGGCGCCUGCCGAAGGAGAGGAGGCACCAAAGGAGGAAGAGGCACCUAAAGAGGAGGACACCUCGUCUCAAGAACAAGGCGAGGCAGAGCCCGAGGAGAAGAGCAACGAGUCCUCUACUGGAAAGGCGCCAAAGGAUCAGCAAGAAAAGGGCAAGGCUCCUGGUGAGGAGUCAGCCUCUGGCAAGCCAUCCGGGUCGCAAGGCGAGGGUCAAGAUACUGGUUCUGUAACAUCAAGCGAGGACUCGAAGCCCAAAGAAGGUGGUGGGGAUUCUCGCAUUGGCAAGGGUGCCGUCAAGCCCGAAUCCGAUGGCGCCACCGAGUCGCGCAAGAGCGAGCCAGACAACAAGGGCGGCAGGAAGACGCGCGUAGACUCUGGUCUGCAGAAGGACCUGGGUGCUAGCGAGGAGACUUAUGAAGAGGCAGAUGAUGGCAGUCAGAAGGAGAAGGCCGCCACCUCAAAGCCUCCUGCGAAAGGUAAGGAGGGUGACAUUACUGGCAAGCAGUUUGGUUUGUCCAACACACCUACUCGACACUCGUAUCAGAUCGACGAGGACCCAGAGAAAUCGAAGAAGUCUGAAGGAGGCCCAGAUACUGCCAAGGUCAUGGGCACUAUAGACCCUAACAGGCCUGCCGUGUAG